Molecule: messenger RNA, 1742 nt
Organism: Anoplopoma fimbria (sablefish)
Lineage: Eukaryota; Metazoa; Chordata; Actinopteri; Perciformes; Anoplopomatidae
Gene: uba5
Product: ubiquitin-like modifier activating enzyme 5
Exons: 12
Coding region: 131-1339 (402 amino acids)
Biological process (GO): protein ufmylation
Cellular component (GO): cytosol; cytoplasm
Molecular function (GO): UFM1 activating enzyme activity
Source: RefSeq, a predicted model, not a curated record
CUGACAGCUGACUUCUGAAGACGUGUACUUUCCGCACCGAUUCAGCCGUCUAGUUUGUUCACUUGCCUUAUUGUUAUUCAUAAUAUUACACGUAUUUCGUUGACAUUGUUUAGAGAUAUUUGUUGUCCUAAUGGCGACGGUCGAGGAGCUGAAGCUGCGGGUGAGAGAGCUGGAGAAUGAAUUGAUAAAGUGUAAGCAGAAGCAGUGUGCCGGGGAGGAUGCUCACAGCCUCCACAGACCCAAGAUUGACAAAAUGAGCGCAGAGGUCGUGGAUUCCAACCCAUACAGUCGUCUGAUGGCUUUAAAGAGAAUGGGCAUCGUGGAUGAUUACGAGAAAAUCCGGACAUUCACAGUCGCUGUGGUUGGUGUUGGGGGAGUUGGCAGUGUGACAGCUGAAAUGCUCACUAGAUGUGGCAUUGGUAAGUUGCUCCUCUUUGACUACGAUAAAGUAGAGCUGGCCAAUAUGAACAGACUGUUCUUCCAGCCUCACCAGGCAGGCCUCAGUAAAGUGGAAGCUGCAGAACACACACUCAGGAACAUCAACCCAGAUGUGUCAUUUGAGACCCACAACUACAAUAUCACCACAAUGGACAAUUUUACACAUUUUAUGGAGCGCAUCAGUUAUGGAGGGCUGGAGGAAGGGAAGCCGGUGGAUUUGAUCCUGAGCUGUGUGGACAACUUUGAGGCCAGAAUGGCUAUCAAUGCAGCCUGUAAUGAGCUCGGUCAGAUCUGGAUGGAGUCUGGUGUCAGUGAGAACGCUGUAUCAGGACACAUCCAGCUCAUCAUUCCUGGAGAGACGGCAUGCUUCGCUUGUGCUCCUCCUCUGGUGGUGGCAGCUAACAUCGAUGAGAAGACCCUAAAAAGGGAGGGUGUGUGUGCUGCCAGCUUACCAACAACGAUGGGCGUGGUCGCAGGCCUCCUGGUGCAAAAUGUCCUCAAGUUUCUUUUGAAGUUUGGAACUGUCAGUUAUUAUCUCGGCUACAACGCCAUGCAGGACUUCUUCCCCACCAUGGCCAUGAAAGCCAACCCCCAGUGUAAUGACCGCUACUGCAGGACACAACAGGAAGAGUACAAGAAGAAAGAAGCAGAGCGCCCAAAAGUCGAAGCUGUACAGGAAGAGGAGGAGGAGGUCGUACACGAGGACAAUGAUUGGGGUAUUGAACUAGUAUCUGAAGUGACUGACGCAGAGUUACAGGCUGCAUCAGGCGCUAUGCCGGACCUCCCAGAAGGCAUUACCGUGGCUUACACCAUUCCAGUUGAAGAUACAUCAAGUGGGGAGACAGUGGGGGACACUGAACAGAGCCUAGAAGAGUUGAUGGCUCUGAUGAGAAAGCUGUAGACAACAAUCUGAAGGUGCUAUUUAGAUAAGACAUGCCUUUUCUCAUGUGUCUAUUCCAUUGGUUUCUUUGAUAACAAGCAUCAUGAAAAAGCCAAUUAAUGUCAAAUAAACAAUUACAGAAUGCGUUCAUCUAACAGCUAAAUAACGGAAAUGCAUGGAAAAUGCUGCUGAUGACAUUUACACAACACAUACUAGGAAGGUGUGAAGCACUCGGAGUUGGCACAGUCUAAUGAAAUGUAUAUCAACCUAGGAUAAUAUCACUGUUAGUGCAUUAACAUUGUAACAAUGUGUAUUUUCUACGGUUUUGAUUAGUGACCGAGUUUUUCCUCCCUCCCUAUUAAUGUGCUCGUCAUUCACUCAGCUUUAAAAUAAACAUCUGCUGCAACAGAUUAAAACAUUUAAA